This is a messenger RNA of Acanthaster planci (crown-of-thorns starfish), 5661 nucleotides long. It is a transcript of the gene mtmr9, whose product is annotated as myotubularin related protein 9. Lineage: Eukaryota; Metazoa; Echinodermata; Asteroidea; Valvatida; Acanthasteridae. Gene Ontology annotation, cellular component: cytoplasm. Gene Ontology annotation, biological process: negative regulation of autophagy; phosphatidylinositol dephosphorylation. Gene Ontology annotation, molecular function: protein phosphatase binding. The record is from RefSeq and is a predicted model, not a curated record.
GUCACAUCUGUCACUCCACCAGUCCACACAUGCCGGCAGUGGGUUGUAGGCAGAGCCCUAAUCAAUGUGGCUGUCUAACGCACAGUAUGGGGGGCGGUCUCAGUUAAUGCGUGUCUGUGGUGAAGUGGUCUCUGUUAUUGACCGCAGUGCACGCACAACAGUUGGUGGUGCACGCCACGUUGUGAGCCAAACAAGUGGCCAGGAAACGGCCAUAUGGUUAGCUCUUUGGGCUGGAAACAAAAGGCUGAAGAUCACUUGCACCAUCGCUGAAGUGGAGAACAAAUGAAUGGAAAAGUUGUAAGAAGACCGGUUGAGUUUCAUGCCAUGGAGUUUGUCGAGUUCAUCAAGACACCCAAGGUAGACGGCGUUGUUCUCCACCGACCAUUCUACCCAGCUGUUGAGGGCACCCUCUGCCUGACGGGCCACCACUUGAUCCUGUCAUCCCGCAAGACCAACUCAGAGGAAUUGUGGCUUCUUCAUAGCAACAUUGACACCAUCGAGAAGAAGUUUGUAGGCUCUGUGGGCCACCUAACCAUCAAGUGCAAGAAUUUCAUGAUCAUCCAGCUGGACAUUCAGGGCAUGGAGGAAUGCUUGAACAUUGCCAGCUCCGUUGAGAUGCUUUCCAACCUCGAGUCUGUGACCCUGACCUAUCCGUUCUUCUACCGUCCCAUGUCUGAUAUCUUGGAGGAUGGCUGGCAGGCGUUCCUUCCAGAGAGUGAGUUUGCCAGAGUGACAGGGGAUGAGUGGCGCUUGACUCAUGUCAACAAGAAUUUCCAGGUCUGUCCCACCUACCCGCAAACGGUGGUUGUGCCCAAAGCUGUAGAUGACGACUGCAUCAUGCAGGCUGCUGCAUUCCGUCAAGGAGGGAGGUUUCCAGUUCUUAGCUACCUUCAUGCAUCUAAUGGGACGGUAAUUCUAAGAAGUGGCCAGCCACUUCCUGGCCCUAAUGGCAAAAGAUGUAAAGAAGACGAGAAACUAGUCAACUCGGCACUAUGCAUUGGCAAACGAGGUUACAUCAUCGACACAAGGUCCUACAACUCAGCCGUCAACUCCCGCUCAAAAGAUUUUUAUUUGAUUCUUUUCCCUCCAGGCGGGGGCUUUGAGACCGAGGCCCAUUACCCUCAGUGGAGGCGGGUGCACAAACCGCUGGACCGGUUCAGCAACCUGCAGGAUAGCCUGACCAAAUUGAUGGAGGCGUGUAAUAAGAACACCAACUCCAUGGAUAAGUGGCUGGGUCAUCUAGGUGCAUCCAGUUGGCUGAGCAACGUCAAGGAAGUCUUGACUACAGCGUGUCUGGUGGCGCAGUGUGUGGACAGAGAGAAUUCAUCUGUGUUAGUACAUGGAUCAGAGGGUCUAGAUGCUACACUACAGAUAACUUCCCUAGCACAGAUCAUACUCAACCCAGACUGCAGAACACUAAGAGGGUUUGAAGCACUGAUUGAGCGAGAGUGGAUUCAAGCUGGUCACCCGUUUGCCAGUCGAUGUGCCAAGUCCUGCUAUGCUGGCAGUAAACUCAAAUGUACUGGCCCCAUCUUCUUGCUCUUCCUGGACUGUGUGUGGCAGGUCAGUCAACAGUUCCAGUGCUCCUUUGAGUUCAACGAACAGUUUCUUAUCUUCCUCUUUGAGAACACCUACGCCUCCCAGUUUGGGACAUUCCUGUGCAAUAACGAGCAUGAGCGACAAAUGCUGAAACUCGCCGAAAAGACUCAGUCCCUCUGGAGCUAUGUGAACAGGCCUCAGAUACUAGAGAUGUACAUCAACCCACUGUACCAACCCAACUCCUCUGUCAUAUGGCCAUCUGUAGCUCCGCAGAGCUUGAUGCUGUGGUCAGGCUUGUUCUUACGAUGGGACAUGGACAACACUGUCAAUGACUCUAUAGACAUCGAGAUCCGUAAAAUCCAACAGAACGACAAGAAGCUCAAGACGAGAGCGAUACAGCUCAGGAAACAACUCGCUGAAUUGCAGAAAGAAGCCCUGGAGAAAGGUCUCAUCAGUGAGUAACAGUGGGGCUAAUGCUGAGUGGAGGUUCAACCUGAUCAGGAAACAGCAGCAGGGCAAUUUUGUGAAAUUAAGGUUCAGGAAUUAGCCACAGGGAACUUGCUGUUUUCAGCUUCAGCACCAAACUGUGGCUCCCCGCAGAAUGGAAUGGAAUGUCUCCCAAAACUUGUGGAGUGCAGAAUACUGGUCAGGAAACAGCCACCCGGCCAAUUGGAAUGUUUUUCAGCUUGAUCAGCAAACAGCAGUUGGGUUGCACUGCAGUGCACUGGUCAGCUGAGGUCUGCAGGAUGAGCUUAGAAUGCAGCUGGAUUGUUUAUAAACUCUGCCAUUCUACUUGUACAGAGGGUCAAAGUUCAACCAGGAAAUGGACCUGUCAGUUUUAGUAGCAAGAAACAGCAGCAGGGUUGUACAGAGAGCUUCUGCAGGAUACGUUUUUUGUAUACUUAAAAUAAAUUCCACACUGAAUGGACCUUGGUCAUGUGACAAUGAAGUAGUUGUCCUAAGGCCCAACUGCAGCGAAGACAGAAGUUGUAAUCCAUGUUAAAGAGAAAUUCUGUUCAUAAAAUGUACAAGUACAUAAAUGUACAUGCAGAAGUGCCAUUACACAUCACGGUCACAAGAGAUUUCUGGACUGAUACAUCUAGGUAAAGAAAGAACUUUUUUUCCAUGCAGGAUUACAUGUGCAUUCGUAUAAAAUGUACUCCUAAACAUUCACCGUUUGGGGCUAUGGAAACCCCAUAAUUUUUAAAAUGGCAAAUAGCAGUAGGUGUGAUCGGUGUGCCACCAUUAUUUAUGCUAAAAUAUGUCAUUGUAUGAACCAAAGACCAUGGGGGCAGUAAUGUAAUUACAUGUAAGAAUUCCUGGGAAGGGGCAUUUGAACCCCCGGUUGUAGCAUUGUGCUCUUCUUUUUGUUUCUUAAGAUCUAAUGUAUAAACCUCUGAGCCAAAGAGCAGUUGUAGUAAUAGCUAAGCUGCAUGUGCAAGGAGAUAUGACAGAGUCAACAUGCAUUGGUGGCACGUUUGUACACAUUCACAUGAAAAUGAGCCAUUCCUACUGUGCAACCUUAUGUUGUAACCAGUUCACGAGCAUGCUGUAUUUCAUACACUGGUGAGCAGAGCUGUCGGUGUGCUGAAUGGUGGAACCUACUGUUUCUACAGGAGUCCAUCUACCAGUGUUGGAUUUGAGUCUAUCACAAGUCCCUGCAAGUCUGUCACAAGUCAUUCUCUCUUUCAAUUCACAAGCUUUUCAAAUGAAAUAUGACAAAAGCACUGCAAUGCCAUUUUUCACCCUGUUAGUUACUUACCGGUAUGACUGGCCUUGUGAAAGGAUUUGUGAUUGACUUGACUCCAACACUGCCAUUUACAUGUACAGUACAUGUGCACAUGCUGGCAUCACAGUUGUGGGGAUUCCACACAUGUUGAGGAACAGUUAUUGCAGGGACAAACUUCCAAAACUCACCCCGGACUUUUCUAACGAAAGAAACUGUCCCCUCAACAGAGGACUGGUGUAGGGCAUGCACCUUAUGCUCACACAACUGUGCUGUAAUGUACAUAGUAAUUAAAUACACAAAGAAGUUACUUGUAUUUAAUAAGUGACAAUUCCAUAUUCCUCAACCCACCCCUUCCCAACAAUUUUUCACAGAUCCGGAAUGCGGAUGUGCAGUGUGUUUGGAAAAUGAGAAUGUUUCAAAUACAUUGUGAAGCUUUAAGUUUGGGUGUCACAGUGAGCACUGGUUGAAGGAAGUUUGAAACCAUGAACUGUGAUUUAUAGGUGAGUGGACUAGGAGCAUCUCUAACCAGCACACAAAAGACAGCCCUGCGGACAUCCCGGGACUGUCCAUUCCAACAGAAAUUGAUGGCGUGUGCUCAGUGUGGCCUGUGGAAGGCAUGCACAAAACUCUUUGUGCACACGUUACAUGUACGUCACAACCACAGGGAUAUCAUUACUGUGGAAAAGCACAUCCUCUCUUGAUCCUUCAUGGAGCAGAUUGUUUCAAGUUCUUCAGCAACCACAUAAUUCAAAAUGACAAGACACCAUUGUAGUUGAAAUUCAUGGAGUGCAUUUGAUUUUCUAUCAAUCUACAUGUAAAUUGACCUUCCAUGUUUUAUAUAUUGUAAGAAAGAUGGACCGAGAGAAAACAACUUUUUAUUCUGCUCUAUUUUUUUGGUGAGGAUGAGCUUCGAAUGCGACAUUUGUCUGUAAUCGAAUUUGCCUGUAUCAUGCCAAAUUUGCCAUUAUGAUUGAAAACGAAUUUACUUUGAAUGAGGCAACAGAUGAUGUAAAUGUGUUUACAUUUCAUAAAAUACACGUAUGUAUUUAUAUAUUUAGCAGGGAGAAAAGUAAAAAUGUUUUGUGUGCAUCAGAUGCAAUGAAUUGAUACGCACAGUAAAAGAGGGGCGGGAUUCAGAGUGGCCAUAACAUUCCUUGUGCAACUCAUCAACCUAUGCCUUAUGUGGAUAUUCCUUUGUCAUCCCCUGAAAAGGCCCAAGCUCAUUGUUCAUGUACUUGCACUGUGAACUCUUCUUCAAUCUAAUGUUUGCCUGUGAUUCCCUUGAAUUUUCCUCUUCGUUUUGUGAGACACCCUAUCCCACAAAGUUCCUCUUGAACUAUUUUUUGUUUGUUUUUUUAAAGCAUGGGAAAACUCUUCAUGGACCUGAGCAAGUCCUCAGAAGGUUUCAUUAUCUGCAGAGUGUGGGGUCCUGUUGUUCACGUGUCCAUAUAUGCAAUGACAUGCUGGUCCCACUUAACAAGUGCUGUGCAAUUCCCAUUUGAACACCUGGCUUUUACUUUAGUUUUAACUUUUAACGUGAGAAAAAUGCCACCUGACCUGCCAAAUAGUCUUCUGGAGUUGACACAAAAAGGGCAAGAAAGAUUGAUUGCAUAUGACAUGCAUGUCACAGACAUGUGAAAACUGAUAAUUCUGAAAGCAUCACAAAUUCAAUGCUAUUUUAAAGCAACAUUUAAACUUCUGGGUGUGGCUAUGAAACAACCCAAAAGCAAAAAAAUAGCAAAACCACAUUUGGGGAAAUUUCUUGAAUAAACUUGAAGCUUAAAUUCAGCAUUUAUGCAAGUAAUGUUGGAAUUACAUGUAGUUCUGCAGAGUGAGCCUUAGAAUUUCUUGAAUUUUCGCAAAACAGUCAGUUGACACUCUAGUCUUCUAGAAUUUAUGCACGAGUUGUAGGCGACCAGGCAUUUUGGCAUGGGCAUCAUAUUGAAAGUCUGCAUUCAGUCACAGAAAUCAUUCAUUUCUUUUCAUUAAUUGUAUACUAUUUCUUUGGGAUCUCUUAAUUUUCAGACAUUCCACAGUUUUCAGAAAAUCUGGUCUUCGGUCUGCAAGUGUUGUGAAGCCCUCAUACCUUUCUGGUGGCAUGACUCUUUGGGGUGCCUCAAAGAGUCCCACCUCCAAGGAUUAUCUGUCUUAGCUAAAACAUAAAAUGUCUUUUUUAAGCCUGCAGCACUGGAUUAAUUACAUGUUGAUCGCUUUCAAACUGCAAGACUGCACCAAUGCACAGCAGUGUUCAGGUGUUAUUGUUGAACUGUGAGCUUGUAGAUGCAGAGUAACUGUCGUGCCUCUCAUGCAUGCAGAAAUACAAUGUUAAAUGACAGUGAUGUACUGUACUUUGAAAAUCCUGUGAACAAACAAAUAAAAUUCACUUUUCUACA